This is a messenger RNA of Schistosoma haematobium, 9559 nucleotides long. RefSeq lists its product as uncharacterized. The coding region runs from base 2075 to 6061 and encodes 1328 amino acids. Gene Ontology annotation, molecular function: ATP binding; tau-protein kinase activity; protein serine/threonine kinase activity. The record is from RefSeq and is a predicted model, not a curated record. Gene Ontology annotation, cellular component: cytoplasm. Gene Ontology annotation, biological process: protein phosphorylation; microtubule cytoskeleton organization; intracellular signal transduction. Lineage: Eukaryota; Metazoa; Platyhelminthes; Trematoda; Strigeidida; Schistosomatidae. The transcript is spliced from 3 exons.
UGAUACAGGGAGGAAAGGCGGCUAGCUCGAGUAAAUACUCGGAGCGCGUUUUUUCAGCAGCUGUUGUUAUGCCUGGGUAAUUUAUCGUAAUGUUUAUUAUAAAUGUCAGUCAUAUCAAAAAUACGGCCCUACUGUCUAUCUUUUGGAACUGGAUGUUAUAUAGUUUCAAUAAUCAUUUCCGAAUGAAAGGGAACAACGAUUAGCAUCUCUCCUAUCUAUUGCUCCUAAUAAAAACCCUCACAUACAUUCUUUGUGGCUGACAGUGGACUGUAUCAAUAAUGAAAGGUCCACUCACAAAAUAAAAUUACUGUUAUCAGUCUCAGUGACUUCUAGCCAAUGUGAAGUAAAAGUACAAAGAAUGUACCUGAAAAAGUUUGACUAUUAUUAUGAUUUGAUGGUUUAUGUCGUAAUCGCUGUUAGACCGUGAUGUACAUAUCCAAGCACCUUAUUGCCUACCGAUAAUGAAAUAGAUUAUCUCAAUAUGGAAUUGUCGCCCAUUGAUUGUAACAUAAAUGAUCUAACAGACAAAGACAUCUUGACACAUUUUACUGAAUGAAGUGUCAGUAGAUACUUAAUUCUUUAGUUACGACUGUGAUUCCGAUUUAGAGUUAGUGCUACGGUUUAGGAAUAGAAUGUCAAGUUAAGGAUUCAUGUCUAUAGCUAGGAUUGAGGUUUAGAAUUUAAGGAGUGUUGCAGUUUGCAGUUAGUCUAUAUAUUCCGUAAAUACUAACUAACUUCAAGUCCUAAACUAUAUUCUAACAGUAACUUUAGACCAUUAAUUCCGUAUACUGAUCCUAACCUUAAUUCAUAAAAUCUGCAUCAAAUGCUGAACUUUAAAACCUAAUCCUAACUCUGGAUCUUAAUCGUGAACUGCAAUACUAAACCAAAAUCUUAGUUUUAGCAGUAUAAAUCAUUUGUUUAUAUCCGUUGUAUUCUGAUUGGCUGAGUAGAUUGGACUUAUCAGUAAUAUUUAUUGAGUCGCUCGAGCACACCCUUACAGUUUUCGAGAACAGGAACACGGCUUAUUUUCCGAAAAAAUUCCGUCUCAAAAAUCUAGUUGUUUAUUCUUUCUUCUCUAAGUUCUCAAUAAUAUUAAACUGUGAUUACUCGCAAAUCAAAAUAACACCUCUCAAUAUGUACGUACUAAUCUUUGCGACAAAUCAGAUUUAAUAUUCAACUGAGUUGAUGUUACUUGUGUUUAUAAACGCUUAUAACAGACGAAAUAUUGAUCCAUAACUCAGUAUUUAAAAGUCAAGUAUUUAUCUAACAAGUGACAAGCAGCUCGUCCUUGAUAAAUAACUGCAUAACCACUGCUUUAGUUGUGGAUCCAGAAAAGAAAACGGUUAACGUCAGCGCUAUUUAUUGGUGUCAGCCUGGAUUACUUACAUUUCUAGAACUUAAAAGGUCUGCCAUUCGGCAUUCAAGUGGGCUUCAUCAAGGGAAUUAAACAGUCAAUUGGAAUUACUGCUUUCUGAGUUUAUAUCUGAUUAAGGUGCUACUUAGGAAUGAUCCUAGAUAGUGACUAAAUUAUUUAAAUACCUUUUUUUAAGUGUUCUAUCAAGAGUUCGAUCCUUUCUCCCUCUUAACUCACACUGAAGAGCUGACUAUUGCCAGUUUUUAGGUGGAAACGUGUGCCACACAAACAACUUUAUAAGCUUGUACUUGAUUGACAAGUCGUAUAAAAUUUGAAGCGAAUAGUAAUUUAAUGCUCAUUCUUAUCUUAUUUCAAGAUGAAUAUAAUGAGGAUCUUAGGUAUAAUUUUUAAUUCGAGAAACACAUGUAGUUCUAAGUAAAGAAAAUUGUCUAAAUCAUAUUAGUCGUGCAACAUCACAAGCUGGCAACCUAAAAAUCGUUAAUCACCAGAUUAAAACCUAGUGAUAAUAGUACAAGUUCACCACUGGUCUUGAGUGUCACAAAUUUUUGUUACUAUAAUAUGGAGGGUACACAGCUGGGAAGUUUCAAGCGGUAUCGAAAUAGCCGUCCAUUAAUUUCUGGAUAACACCAUUUCUUUUUACUCGCAGUGCGCUUUUCUUAUUUAUGCGAAUUCUAUGACUUUUUAUUGUUUCUGUAGGAGAUGUGUGACAAACCUUUCUUUUAUAACCCCGAUAUCGAUACGAAAAUUGCCGGUUUAUAUGAUCUACAACAUACAAUUGGACGAGGACAUUAUGCUGUUGUGAAACAAGCACGUCAUGUAUUUACUGGUGAGAAAGUUGCAGUGAAAGUAAUCGACAAGACCAAACUAGACAAUGUUUCACGAGAUCAUUUGUUUCAGGAAGUUGUAUGCAUGAAACUUGUUCAGCAUCCAAAUGUGGUUAGAUUAUAUGAAGUUAUUGACACGCCAACCAAAUUGUAUCUCGUUCUUGAGUUAGGUGACGGAGGAGACCUAUAUGAUUACAUAACAAGUCAUGGCGAUGGUCUAAGUGAAAAAGUUGCAAAACGGUAUUUUCGCCAAAUAGUAACUGCCAUUGCUUAUUGCCACAAGUUAAGAGUGGUUCAUCGAGAUCUAAAACCAGAGAAUGUAGUUUUUUUCGAGAAACUGGGUUUGGUUAAGUUAACAGAUUUUGGAUUCAGUAAUAAAUUUAUUCCUGGCACUAAUUUAGACACAGCUUGCGGCUCGUUGGCUUACUCAGCUCCGGAGAUAUUGCUUGGUGACUCAUACGAUGCUCCAAAAGUGGAUAUUUGGUCCUUAGGUGUGAUAUUAUAUAUGCUUGUCAGCGGAAAUUUGCCUUUUCAAGAAACAAAUGAUAGUGAAACGUUAACGAAGAUCAUGGAUUGUGAUUAUUCCAUGCCUUCACAUUUAUCACCAGACUGUAAACGGCUUAUUUCUCGUCUACUAAUACGUGAUCCACAAAAGCGUGCUCAUCUUGAUGAUAUCCUACAAGAUGACUGGCUAAAGCUAGAUGGUAAUGACUUACCUAUUGAGCUGUUUUCUGUCCCCUUGAUAUCUCGUGAACAUCUUUCAUUUGAAGACCAUAUGGAGAUUCUAUCCAAAAUGGCUGAGGGUGAACUGGCGUCUGUUGAUGAAAUACAGUCUACUUUAGAUCGUAAUGAAUACAACCACAUAGCUGCUACAUACUACUUACUUGCGGAGCGCAAACUGAAACGUAACUACAUAGAAGAAUAUAAGCGGUUAGCAAGCCAGUCUCAACUAAUUGAAAAACGAAAACAAGAACAACAAAAAUGUAUCAACUGUGUGUUUGGACUAUCUGAAAAUGCAAAACAAGUGCAGAAUGUUGAAAACAAUAUAACCCCUAAAUCUUUGGUAAAUAGUGUGAUGGGUUCAAGUACUGCGACGCCAACUUCACGCAUUUUAAGUUCUUUAGGCUCAUCAAAUGUAGAGGAUCGUGUCAGGCGUUUCAGUAUGAUUUUAGAAGAUGAAGAAGAAGAGGAAGAAAGUAAAGGGUCUCCAAUAGCAUCUACUUCAUUCGACAGGUAUAUUGCAGGUAUAAAUGAGUCAGCGAAAAUGGUCAAUGAUUCGGAUGCCUUACACCCCUGUUUCGCUGAUACGUCUGAAGAGGCAAUGCUGGAAGAAGAGGAAGAAGAACUUGCUACUGUUGCUGGUUUGGCAUGCGUUCGUUCUGAACUUUUAACUGAUCAAAUGGUUAAUCAUGUAUUAAGUAUAUCAGAAUCAGAAUUCACAUCAAAUGUCCAUGGAAAUGUGGUUUCAACUCGUCCUUGUUCUAGAACAAGUGGUUCUGCAGUUGGAGCAUCUGAUGGCGCUGAGUCAGAUGUUUCUCUUAGUCCCUGGAAUGCAAAUGGGACGGGUUUUGUAAGUUCUUUGAAUCGAGUUACAUCCACCACUCGUUCUCUUCCACCUGUUGAAACUCGAAGAAAGAAUACCUAUAGACGAGGACUUAUAUCGCACCGUCCACUUACUACAGUGAAGAGCAGUCCGCAGCUUCUGAAACAUUCUGCUGAAGAAGAUUGGAACAUUCAUACCUCAAUAGAAACCAAUAAUUCCCUCCACAUGGAUAAACGCAGAAAGAAAUUAGGAGAAUGUUUUAUACAAAACCCGGCUGUCUAUACUACAGCUGAAGAUAGUUUAGGAAUCCGAUCUUUGCGUAGUUCGUAUAACUUGUACCGUAGUAUCAAAUAUGUCGACGAUCAGUUGAUUGGCCUGAGACCUACAAGUUUUUACACUACUGCAACCCAACAAACAUAUUCUGGAGCUCAUAGUCCAGCGUGGACACGAAGGUUUUUGAAUACACCUGUAUCGUCGUCUCGUCCAGCAAGUAUCGGGAGCUGGAAUGCUGUUCUCAACAUGAGUUUAGUGAGUGAUCAGCGCCGCCCAUCAUUCUGUUCAUCUCCUGUUGAGCCACAAAUAGGCACCAUCAAUAGAAGAAAGGUUCUUUAUUCAAAUCACAGCCAAGGCCCAUAUGUUUUCAACAAGGGGAUUAAUCCCGACCGAAGAUGCAGUGGACCUCCAGGUUUAUUGUUAGCAGUCUCAGGAUUGUAUUAUCCAGGUUCAGGUGUUACGUUACCCAGUCGCUCAGACUCAGAUACCUCAUUUCUAGAACAGCAUGACACUAGUCAUUUACCCCCUAACUUGGACCACUCUUUUUCUCCAGAAGAGCCUUCAGAUGAAUCUUACACGCAAAAUGAGACUAAGUGUUCAGGUACAAUUACCGAAAUAAGUGACAUCAUUAAGAAUAACCAUCGCAGUAUUUUACCGUCAAUCUCUGGAGUAAAUAAAAGAGGUUCUACUAGAUCUCCGCAUCGCACUCUUAGCAGUUCUCGUAAAACUGCUAGUUGGUGUAGUUCCGCACCUAUAUUGUGCGAAACAUCUGAACAGCCCCAUUUAACUUAUGUACCAUCAAAUAGUAUUGGGCUGACCACUUUGUCACUUGAAAGUAACUCUCAGUUGGGUGGUUCGAAUACGGUUCGAGAACAUUGCACUCCGAUACGUGAAGAAGAUGACGAAGUAGUACGCUCUGGAGAAUCUACUUUUAAGACACCUAAUCUGUUAUUUGGCUUGAAUCACCGAAGGAAGUCUGAAUCGUCAAGUAUGCAUACAAGUUCAACUCUUUUCACGACAUCCAAUAUUACCCGUGGUGGAUUCGCAACUUUGGCUGAAUCGGAGUCAACUUCAACCAUUAGUCAGUUACCCAACAUAAGUGCUCAGCGAAACGAUGCUUUACAAAAUGGUGGCAGUUCACAAUGUACUACAUCCAAUUUCUCACUUAGCUCUCUCGCAACAAGUUUGCGAGAUUCACGCUACAUGAUCGACAUUAUACGUGGAACAUUUGAAUUACAAUGUCAGUAUAACCGUAGAUUUACUAAUUCCAUUGCUGGAGUUAGCAGUUGUGAAUAUAAUUCUAGCCGAGCUAGUACCUCAACAUCUGUUCGUAGCCUCACUGCUAUAUCAGAAAAUUUCCCUAUCAGCAAUCAACUAAAAGAAGAUUUUCCUUUACAAGAUUCACAAAGACUCCCCCUUCAUCAUCGUCAUUUACUCCAUCCAUUGGAAUCCACCUUAAAAGCUUCUACAAAAAACAAUAUUUUACAGAAUUCCAAUAUGGUCAAAAAUUCUAUGAAUAGUUGUUUGAAUCGUGAUUUUCUUGUUACAGGUUCAUCUCAGAAAAGUAGAAUGAGUUUACCAGCUAGUAUAAGUGGCAUUACAAACCCAGAUGUUGCCUGUUCAGUGAGUCCUGUUUUAGAAUCGAAUAAAAACAAUUUUCCCUCCUCUCUUUCUCUUGAGCAUAGUUCACCUGUAAGAUUUGACAAUCUUCUUACUCAUAACCAUAGGAAUGGGUCUUGUAAAUCUGUUAGUCAAUCUACAACUUCAUUUAAACGUCCUUCACAUUUGUCUUCAGGACGAGAAUCUUUUAAGAAGUCGAACAUCAGCUGUCUUCCUGAUCAUGGUUGUAGUAUAGUUGAAAACAUGAAUUCAGAAACCCAUAAUAAUAGUAAUAACAAUAAUAAUAACAUCAGUCAUUAUUCUGAGUUGUCAAGUGAAUCCGUUAACCAAUGGACUCGUAAAUCAAAUACGUCAAAUCAUAAACAAGUAUCAUCGUUUAUACUAAGCAAACAUAGAGCUAGAUUAGCAUGUUGCUCAGUUUCGUGAUAAUGACUAUAAUUUUGUCUUCCAUUAUUUACAUAUAUUUUGUAUAAAUAAUUUUCUGUUAGUUUUUAGAAUCAUUUGUUUAAAUCACCAUUGUGUUUUCUCUCUUUAUUUUGUCUCUUCUUUCUCUCUUACCCCUGUUCAUGAUCAUAAAAUGAGAUAUUAUUUACGUUUUUAUGGUAUUUAUUUCAGUUCAUAGUUCUGCUUUGUUUCACUUUCCUGUAUGCGCUUAAGUAUGUAUUACAUAGAUACUCUCUGUUUCAUUUUCUCUAUAUAUCUAGUCCACUGUUCUUUUCGUUCACUAAGCAGCUUAAUUACUACAGUAAUCUUACUCUUAACAUUAUUACUGAUUAGUGUUUAUGUUACUAAGAUCAUUCUCUUGCUUAUACUCCAUCUACUACUACCAGCUAGUCGUACAUUGUUUACUCGCACAUUUCUAAUCAGAUAUAUUUGAUCAUUCAUAUUUUAGAAAAACAACUGACUAUUUUGACUAUACGCUUUUUAUCUUUCUAUAUUAUAUUGAUAUUCUAAAUUGUUUGGGUAUUAUGAUUUUAUUAUAUUUGAUUAAAACAAAAUUAACCAGUGUCUGUAUUUUUGAUCAUGGCUUCUUAUACUCUGCUUACAAAAUUAUAACAAGUAGAUAAGUGUAUAAAUACUCUUUCUAUUUUAAGAAGAAAAAGAAAAAGAUUUUCUUUAUCUUAUUUUUGUUUUCGAAACUUUUACUUAAAAGUAUGUUGUGGUAUCUGUGCAUGGAUCAUUGAUAUUCUUGAGACUAAUAAUAAUAAUAGUAAUAAUGAAACAUUCAAUUAUACCUUAUAUCUAUGUGUAUAGAUACACUAUUUUACAUACUGUCAAACACUUUCACUUUGUCCUGUCAUUUCAUUAUCUCACCGCUUUUCUCAUUGUCUCUGUAAAUAUAAUACAUAUAGAAUGGAUAUCAUUCGGUUCAUGACUAAAUUAUUAUGUUUUUCUUUCAUUUCUUCCCCUUCUUCUUCUCUUUAUUAUAUUGUUAUUUGUCAUCAACGCUUUUUUUGCUGCAUAUUAUACCUAACUCUGUAAAUAUUCGCCUAUCUAUACGUCUAUUGUAUCCCGGUUAUUCUUGUUUUCUUUUUUUAUUUUAUUUUGAGCUUGUUUUCCAAAGUGUAUGUCUCUUUAUUUAAUUCUUAUGAGUAUUUUAAAUAUAUAUAUAAAUCCAUUUGAUUUAUUAUGAUAAUUUUGUUCUAAAGUUGAUUUCAUUUGUUACCAGAUUUCCAGUCUUGAAUAUGGUCUCGAUCAAUUGUAGAUUAAUUGAUUUGAUUGUUUGAAAAUCUUAUUUACGCCUGUUACUCCUUGUGGAGGAACAUAGGUCUCCCACUAACACUCUCUAUUCAUCCUUUUCAUAUCUGCUUCUAUUUCUCGACGUAAUGUGUUCUUUGGUCUUCCUAUUUUCUUCUUCCCUUCAUGGUUCCCAGUUAGCGUUUGUUUUAUGAUACAGUUUGGUGAUUUCCUCAAUGUAUGUCCUAUCCACUCCCAGCGUCUUUUCUUAAUUUCUUGUUCAGCUGGUUUGUACCCCUGACACAGUAGAUUGUUGCUAAUGGUAUCCGGUCAGCGAACAUUGAGUGUCUUGCGUAGAAAGUUGUUGAUAAAUAGUUGUAACUUUUUGAUGAUGGUUGUUGUAGUUCUCCAAGCUUCAGCUCCAUACUGUAGAACUGCCCUUGACAUUCGUAUUGAAGAUUCUCACUUUGAUAUUGGUUGACAGUUGUUUUGAGUUCCAUAUGUUCUUCAAUUGUAGGACAGCUUUCCUGGCUUUGCUAAUCCUCGCCUUUACAUCUGCAUCUGAUCCUCCUCGUCCAUCGAUGAUGCUUCCCAGGUAUGUGAAGGAUUCUGCAUCUUCCAGAGUUUGUCCAUUGAGUGUGAUUGGGUUGUUGUAUUUUAGGACCUUGGUUUUCCCCUUGUGUAUGUUGAGGCCUACUGAUGCAGAGACUGCUGCCACACUGGCUAUCUUUAUCUGCAUUUGUUCGUGUGUAUGCGAUAGGAGGUCUAGGUCAUCUGCGAAGUCCAAAUCGUCUAAUUGGUUCUGAGCUGUCCAUUGUAUUCCGUGUUUCCCCUCAGAUGUCGAGGUCUCCAUAAUCCAGUCGACCACCAGAAGAAAGAGGAAGGGAGAGAGUAGAAAGCCUUGUCUGACUCCAGUCCUUACUUGGAAUGCAUCUGUCAGCUGUCCUCCAUGCACAACCUUGCACUGUAGUCUGUCGUAUGGAUUCCGUAUAGUGUUGACAACCUUCUCAGGAACUCCAUAGUGUCGAAGAAAUUUCCAUACUGUUCUACUAUUCCUAACGCUAACCAGAAAAAGUAAUUCAAACCAUUGUUUAAAAAUAGGUUUUAAUAAAUGAUAUUCUGGAUAUAAUGAUAAAUUAAUACAGAACGCUAUAUUGUAUGUAGAAGGUAAAGGUAUAGCACUAAAUUCUCUGGGAGGAUAUGGUUUGUAAAUUUUUUCGUAAAGGAAAUUUAUCACCAAAGCGUCGAUAUUUUAAAUCAGCAGUUGGGGACCGUUAUUUUCUUAGUAGGUAAACUAGGAUGUCAUUUUUGUGAAUUAAUGGUUUAUGUAAGAGAGUGUUUCCAGGAUAACUACAUACUGCAGAAAAAAAACAACAGUGAAAAUUACUGUGAUAGCUCUGAAUUAUUAGGGAGGAGUUUGUGCGCAGUUAUAGUAUAAAACAAGAUAAUGAGUAAUAGGACUGUUCAGUAGAAAUUACAGAGUUUACAUAAUGCAUAUACAUAACCGAUCGUUCAUUUACAUCUCGUUGAGUGGUUUGCAUUUUAAACUUGUUAUCAACUGUUCUGCCCGCUCCGUACUUCCGAUGUACUGAGACUCGUCACUUCGUGUGAUGGCUGUGACAACUUCGAGGCUACAUUCUACGUACAAGCGAUCUUGUGGGUAGCGUCCACUAAAUUAGCAAUGAUCACUUUUAAUGUCCUUAUAAUUCCACUAAUCGGUUGGAAUAUAGUUACCAGUGUAAGCAUUUUCCCGGUGGUUUAAGAGGAAAGGUAAUCAUCAUCGCAGCCAACAGAUAAUGGUAUUAAUCUUAUUUCACGGACAAAUUAUCCCAUGGUAUCGAUGAUUUAUUUGCUGUCAUUUUUAUAAACAGAAGGUUUGAAACGAAAGAGUUACGAAUGUUAUGACUAAAUGUUUUUCCAUAUUGGACUGCAUUGGUGGUUGUAAUAUUUUUAAGGGAAAGUUUAGUUCAAGUAUGUGGUUCCUCAAAGGGUCGAGACCAAGUCUAGUAAAUAUGGGUUUAUAUGUUGAGGUAUAGUCAUUCCUGGUAAUCCAAGGUGUAAACCGCCUUUGGACAGGUUCCAACCUUAGUUCAUUCUUCAUGUAAACAUUACUUAGAAUAAAAAUACAAUAUUCUUAGAGUGGUCGGGCAUUGUUGCGGAGGUCAUAUUAUUUAUUUAUUUAAUUGCGCUAACUUGAUUCCCAGUAUUUAUCAAAUCCCCAAGAAACCAGGAUUAUGUUAUGGCUCA